AGACAGCGAGCAGGGGAAUUACACUGACCGACACACACGCGUCUCCCCGCUGACUGCUGACAUUGUUGACGUGCUCACUCUCCCAAACCUGUCACGAGCGAAAUACUGGAGCUCCAAAGCAUCGACAUCGCGCUCCCCCAGAACUCAUGGGUUAACAGACUCUGUUCAGGAGAAGCAGCCACCCGUUAGUCCAAUGAAUAACCGGAAGGAAGACAUGGAGAUCACGUCGCACUACCGGCAGCUCCUGCGGGAGCUGAAUGAGCAGCGGCAGCACGGCAUCCUGUGCGACGUGUGUGUGGUCGUGGAGGGCAAGAUCUUCAAAGCGCACAAGAACGUGUUGCUGGGCAGCAGCCGCUACUUCAAGACGCUUUACUGCCAGGUGAAGAAGGGCUCAGAGCAGCAGGCCACCAUCACGCACCUGGAUAUCGUCACAGCUCAAGGCUUCAAGACCAUCCUUGACUUCAUGUACUCCGCCCACUUGGCGCUCACAAGCAAGAAUGUGAUUGAAGUGAUGUCGGCUGCCAGCUACCUGCAGAUGACCGACAUAGUGCAAGCAUGUCACGGCUUCAUCAAGGCAGCGCUAGACAUCAGCAUUCGCUCCGAGCUUGCAGAUGAACUUGCGGAUAUUGAGAUGGGCAAUGUGGUGAGCUCUAUGGGAGGCGGGGCUGGGCCCGGUGUGGGCGGAGCCUCGGAAGCACUGGCGUCCAUGAUCUCGGCCCGCAGUUCCUCGCCGUGGAUGGCCAGACGCACCAGCCCGGCAAACUCAUCUGGAGACUCAGCCAUCGCUAGCUGCCACGAAGGCGGUAGCAACUACGGCAAAGAAGACCAGGAACCCAAAAGCCAUGAGAGCCAGGAGGAUGCUUGUUUGCAGCCCUUGUGGCCUGCUGAUUACCGUUCUGUCCAGGUCAAAGAGGAGCAGGUCUCCCCCUCCAAUUUACAAGAUGGGGCUGGCCGAGGAGCACAAGGCACGCCUGGGGAGCAAGGUGGACGAGGAGAGGGGGGCUGGCAACCCCCUGGCACGGGCCGCAGGAAGAACCGCAAAAACAAGGACACGGUCAGGCACAUAACCCAACAGAAUGAAGGGGACAGUCGGACAGCGUCACCGCUGCCAUCCAUGCUGUCCAAUCCAGGCUGGAGCUACGGCAACCAGGACAUUCCAGGUGCAGAAGUGAUGGAACCCAACAUUUCCGACAGCCGUGGCGAGCGCAUGGACCUCCUGGUAAAGCAGGAGGAGGCCGCAGCGGGGGAUGGCGGGUUUCUGUCCGGGGAACGGGAUGAAGCCGUGGCCCGGGAGAGAGCGGGUUCGGUGGCCAACCUGCGAGCCGCCCUCAUGAGCAAGAACAGCUUGUUGUCUCUGGGGGCAGAGCUGCUCGGAGAGGAGAACCAGCUUCUGUUCGACUACCUGCCCAAGGGAGGACACUCUCUCUCCCGGCCUCGUUGCUCCAAUGGCAGCAGCAGCUCCCACCAUCCAGGAGCCCUGUUUGGUAGCAAACACGGGGCAUCUACAUCUCCUCCGUCUACUCUUCCUCCUCUUCCUCUUCUACUGCUGCCUCCGCCAUCCGUGCCACGGCCCCCAGGGGCCCUCGGUAUGCCACAGUCUGGGGGCCCCCCAGACAAGCUCUAUGCGGAACGGGCCCUGAAGGCCUCACCCACUGAGGAGGAAAUGCAAGAAGAAGACAAUAGUCCAAAUAACAAUGCAGGGCUGGAGCGUGUCCAGGUUCCUGUAGAGGAAGAUCAGAUGGUGGAGGAGAAGCAUGGAGUGUGUGUGGCGGAGGUGCAGGGCGGAGGGCCGGGCUGGCGGCAGGAGCUUGCCUGCUCUCUGUGUAAGCAACUGUUUAGCAGCCUGCUUCAACUGAGACAGCACGAAUACAGCCACACGCUCUCGCUCAUGGCCCUCUCGCUGAACUGCCUCGACCACCAUCGCCCCCUAGUGGUCCCGUCUCCUCUCAACCCUCUGCCAGCGCGCUACCAUUGCUCGCAGUGUCCCGCCAGCUUCACCCUCAAGUCCAACGCUGACCGCCAUGAGAAGACCAUCCACCUCAAACGGAAGCUGAUGCAGUGCAUGUACUGCCUCAAGCACUUCCGUGACCGAACAGACCUGAACCGCCACCUGUCGUCCGUGCAUUCCAGCGAGCGCAUCUACACGUGUCCCGCUUGCUCCCGAACCUUCAGCACGCAGAAAAACCUGGCUACCCAUGGCAAGGUCUGCUGUCAGUCGGGAAUCUCUCCCACCGAGCAGCUGUGGAACCUGCAUGGCUUAAAGGAAGAUGACCAUAUCCAUAUAGUCGAUUGAUUCUCCAAACCAGCAACAUUACUUCAUUACAAAGGGAAUGUGAUACAAACUUCAGGUCAUCCCAAAUCAGGCCUUCCCCAACUUUUGGCCACGGCACUGUUGACAUUUCUACACUUCUUUUUACUGUACAUCAGAUUUGUAUGUUCUUCAAAUACCUAAACCGUCGGGUUUUUUUAUGACUACUGCAUAUGGCUGCUGAGGCACAAAUGCUGUGCAAAAUAAAGACAUUUUAUGUCAUUUCUCUUGUCGCAUAUAGAGCUGUCUGCUUUUUGUACCACGCAUGAUUUUAUUCAAGGUUUUAGUGAAGACUGGAGAACAUAGAGAUCUCGGUGCAUUGGAUACCAAUGCUUUUUCAUUCUGGGUGGCUUCGCACCCCUCUCUUUACCAGCGAACUAAUCUUAUUAUGCUUAGAUGAACUCAGGCGCAGGGGUCUCUGUAACUCACCGAGUAGUGAAUGCAGCUGUUAAACCUGUGCACAAUGCUGCCCUCUGCAGGAGAAUCUCUCUUUCUUGUAUUCUACACUUGAGUGUGACAAGAUGAUUAGGGAUGAGGAAGAUUAGGCAAUGUCCUAAAUCUUUCAGCAAGCUACGUUGUCUUCAAAUGUAUGUGUGUGUGUGUGUGUGUG
Messenger RNA from Sinocyclocheilus anshuiensis, 2918 nucleotides. RefSeq names its product zinc finger and BTB domain-containing protein 46-like. Bases 194 to 2293 code for a protein of 699 amino acids. Gene Ontology annotation, biological process: regulation of transcription by RNA polymerase II. Gene Ontology annotation, molecular function: DNA-binding transcription factor activity, RNA polymerase II-specific; RNA polymerase II cis-regulatory region sequence-specific DNA binding; protein binding. The transcript is spliced from 6 exons. NCBI's taxonomy places the organism in Eukaryota, Metazoa, Chordata, Actinopteri, Cypriniformes, Cyprinidae. The record is from RefSeq and is a predicted model, not a curated record.